This is a messenger RNA of Gilbertella persicaria, 7215 nucleotides long. RefSeq lists its product as uncharacterized. Bases 94 to 7083 code for a protein of 2329 amino acids. The transcript is spliced from 4 exons. Lineage: Eukaryota; Fungi; Mucoromycota; Mucoromycetes; Mucorales; Choanephoraceae. Gene Ontology annotation, biological process: phosphatidylinositol phosphate biosynthetic process. Gene Ontology annotation, molecular function: metal ion binding; ATP binding; 1-phosphatidylinositol-3-phosphate 5-kinase activity. Gene Ontology annotation, cellular component: fungal-type vacuole membrane; endosome membrane. The record is from RefSeq and is a predicted model, not a curated record.
UCUUUUUUCACCUGAUACGUUGUACAACAACCAUAUUUAACACUCCCUUCUUAUUGAAAUUUGCUUCCCCCCUUCUUCUUGUUUUCUAAACAAAUGGAAAAGGCGUUAAGGCCUGAAGAGGUUUCCUCUUCGCUGACUUCGUUUAACUUUAUCCCUGAAGGCGAUGAGGAAGGCUUGAUCUCUAAGAUAUUCUCAAAGUUCAAGACGGCCGUAUCAGGUCCUAACCAACAACAGCACUCAGCUACUUCACCUACGUCUUCUAUACGAACCACAUCCAUUAUGCUUGAAAGUGAUACUAUCAUCGACCAUGUACCUGAGCUCUCUCAGCUUAGUACUGCAAGCUCUGCCCUUAAAGAUAUAUCAGCGACAGAACCUGUUCCUGUAAUGACUAUCAAAAUCCCAACACUCAACAAGAUACCACCCACACCUGCUGCGAGUGAGGCUCCAUUACAAAAGCAUAUCGUGAUUGAUGAGGAUCAAAAUCAGCAAUAUAUACCCACAGACACUUCUCUGAUACCAUUAACAAAGACAUCUUCUGUUGACAGUGAUGCUCAAUCAGUCAUGACAGCCUUCUCUGUGUCAAAUACCAACUCACUAAGUCGAGUCUUAAAUCGAUUACGUGGCGAUGAGCCUACAGAUAAUAAUAAGGAUUUCUGGAUGCCUGAUGAACAAUGCAAAGAGUGUUAUGGGUGCAAUGCUCCAUUUAAUUUGUUUAGACGCAAACAUCAUUGUCGCACUUGUGGUAGGAUCUUUUGUUCCAAAUGUUUAUCAAACAAUAUUCACACUAGUCAUUCACUUCGAGUGUGUAACGAAUGCUAUAUCAAAUAUGUGGAAGGAUAUCGAGCAGAUGAUACCAUCUCAUUACAUGACGGUUAUUCAUACUCUUCAGUAGUGGAUGCCAAUUUGGCUUCUUCUCUACAGCAGCAGCAACAAAAGACGCUUGUUAUCCCAAGUGGAGACGAUGAAAGUAGCGACGAAGAACUAGAAUUUGAACGCUCUACCAACAGCUUUGAUUUGCAAAGACCACCUAAUCUUGAACUUCAUUUUUCUCAAUCAACGUCGUCUCAUCAUACAGCUAGUGAUACUGAUAUUGGCAUUAAAAAGCUAUUGACAAAUACCUUCCUAAGAGCUGGCGCCCCUCGGUCUCGUACCAGUACAAUGAAUUCUCUCGGAAUAGACACUAGUGCAGCAGCCUUAGAGGGUGUCAGACAACAGCAACAAAUGAAUUCACCUAUGCCGUUUCGACGGAACUCGUUCAUUACUUCUUCAACGAAUGUACAUCAAGACACUCACAACAGAGACAGCACACAUGGAUCACCAUUAACAAGUCAAAUAGGAGGACAUGAUAAUAAUACUACACAACAGAGCAGCGACUUUUAUGAAGUGGAAGAUGAUGAUUUACGACGUUGGGACAAAAACCCUCGGAACUUACUCAACUUUCUUGGUGAGAGACCUAGUUCUGGUAUCUUCAAUAAUAUCCCUCCCUUUUUUUUUGAUGAUUAUGCGGAAUCACCAUCUACUUCGGCAGUGACACCCAUGCAAAGCACAAGCACAAGUACAAUAGGCAAAGCUUCAUCGUGGUUUAUGCAUCGGCCUCUUAGCUAUGCAGCCAAUGAGCGAUCAAGCAUUGUGCGAAGGCGGCUCAGUCUGACAGAAGGUGGCAGCUCAAGUCAUUUACUCAGUAGUUCUGUAAAUAAUAACAACUGCAAUAACAAUAAUGGCAACAUUAGCGGCAGUCCAACAUCUUCAACCAGACAUAUUCGUGUGCGUACAAAAAGCCUCAUGCGCAAUAACCCUAUUACCAUGUCAGAUCAGAAUGAAAAUGGUUAUGAAAGUUCAGGUGGAAGUAAUCGAAAUUCAUUUCAUCAACAACAACUUACUUCUUCCAUUUCAACACCUACAACGACUGUCAAUCGAAGUUCGACGCCUGAUAUGGAGCUUAUUCGCUCGCAAAUCUUGUCUACUAAUUCACACCCUGUGGCAGUGGUAACACAUGAACAGUGGGACGCAUCGUAUAUUCAUCUUUUGCGCAACAUUAUUCAGCAUUUAUUAGACGAAGCUGGUCUAUCUCGACAACAAUGGGAGGAGGUCAUGAUCUCAUUACUACUCAAAAUUGUGGAUGAAGUGCAGCCUAACAUUCGUGUUCGAGACACUUUUAACAUGAACCACUAUGUGAAAGUCAAGAAAGUACCUGGUGGUUUACCUCAAGAUAGUUUUUCUGUAAGUGGCGUAGUGUUCUCCAAGAGUGUAGCUCAUAAAGAUAUGAUGCGUACUAUCAAAAACCCUUCAGUAUUGAUUCUCAAUUUCGAUGUGGACGGAUUUGGUACCCUUACAACUGGCGUCUCAGAGAGCAGACAAGAAUAUCUCAAAUUCGACCGCUUACUUGCCUGGGAAAGAGAUCAUAUGAAUGCUUUGGUAUCGAAAAUUGUGGGCUUAAAACCAUCGAUUGUUCUUAUUUCAUCUAAUGUACCUCGUACAGUGAUUGAGUGCUUAAAUAAACACAAAAUAGUGGUUGCUUACAAUGUAAAGAAACAAAAACUAGACGCCAUUGCUCGUUGUGCGGAUGCAACGGUCUUCAACUAUAAGAAUGAACUAUGGAAUGCAAAAACAAUCACAUCAAGCAAAUGCGGUCUGUUUGAACCUAUGACAAUCAUGCACGAAUAUUUGCCAAACCGUCGCAAGACUUUUUUGAUGUUCCAUGAAUGCCCCAAAGAGCGCGGAGCAACUAUUGUACUGCGUGGUGGUGAUCUAAAGACGCUUCAUACUGUUAAGUUUAUCAUGAACUUCAUGGUCAAGGUGGUCAACAAUAUUAAUUUGGAAGCACAACUACGCAAAGAAUUCAUGGAGUUACGUCGCUGGCAUCAGCCCAUUUAUGAUGAGACUGACUCUAUUCAGAAUGAAAACGAAGACAAUGAAAAUCCAUACGAAGACGAUACAUUGCAACUUCGAGGCAUGGGUGGUAAAGCUUUUACUGUUUCUUCCUCUUAUAAUGCGGAAGGUGAUCCCGCGCAUAUUGAAACUCAAAGUGUUCUAUCUGUAGCAGAAUCUCAGAUAACUGUCAACACAAUUGAUGUCAAUGCAGCUAAAAAGAAAUCACAACAGCAAUACCAACAAAGCACUGUAGUUGUCGAGGACGAUGAUAUCUGCCUUACGGCAAUAAAUGCAGUGUUAAAGCAGUAUCAAAAUACGACGCUUUCCAUAUCAGCUGGUGUCACUCUACCUGUACCUCACAUCUUGAUAAAGCUACGAGAAUCCCAAAAGAAGUUGAUUGGUUUGAUUCGUGAAAGACUUGGUGUUCAUAUCACAGGAACUACACUUGCAACAGAAUCAACUGCAAAUAGUGUGCCAACAUCACCUUCACUCGAUGAAAAGCAGCCUCUGAAUAACAAGCCUGUGAUUCCUCCUAUUCCUACAGACCUUAUGUAUAUGCCAGAUUACUUGAAGGCUUUUGACGUCUAUCUAGAACAUGAUUUAGAGUAUAGACAUUAUCAAGAGCUUCAUUUACAAUCAUGGCUCUUAUUCAAAAAAUACAUUGGAGGAAUUCAUCAGUAUCUGUCGCCUAUCUAUCAUCAACAGAUCCUUGUUCGCCGUACUACUAAUCCAAUGGACGAUCACACAAUCCCAUGCGAGAAAGCUGCUUUGGAUCCUUAUGACUACUAUAACCCAAUGGGCGAUUGCACAUUAGGCCAAUAUAUUCUUAACUCUACUAAAGAAGCAUACUCUAAAUGCUCUUCCAAGAUGUGUGGUGGUCCUCUGAUCUUUCAUGAUAGAACUUACUCUCAUGGUAAUGCUCAAGUUAAAGUACAAGUGUUUGUAGAAGAUGACAAUGGAGAAGAAGAACUAGUAGAAGAAAAGAUUGAUAUUAGCCGUGAUGAAUACUUGCGCAAGAUUCCCAUCUUCAUCUGUACGCACUGCAAUAUCUGUAACGUAACGCAUGAUUGGAGAGCCAUGCCUGAUUUGCUUCAACGUUAUUCAUUUGGCAAGUUCUUAGAGCUUUUGUUCUAUCAGUCUGAACCUAUCCCUAUCUAUGAGGAAGACGAUUAUUUUUCAAAGCAAGGACAAAUAGGCUGUCCCCAUGGUUUUUACCGCGAUCAUACAAUCUCGUUUCGUAUUCAAAACCUGUCAGUCAAUUUCACGCAUGCUAUGGUUAAAGUAGUGGAAGUACAGCCGCCCCCUUUGCACCUGAGGUUCAGCUCAAAGCAACAAAUGGCAAUCAAGGAUGCUACACUAGACUCAACUAGAUCCAAAAUUGCCCGCUUCUUUGACUCCAUCAUAGAACGUAACAAGCAAUUCUCAUACGACAUUGUACAGCCCAACAUGGUUGAUUUAUGUAAAGAAUAUCUACAAGAAAUGUCUCAAGAGGCGCUUAAAAACAAAAAGAGUUUAUUACAAAAGCUGCAGAUGGAGUACGCUACCAGUGCACCUACAGAUACGUUGCAGCUGAAUAAUGUAUUGGCAGAACUACAGAAUCAUGCUGUUGCCUGGGACCUGAAGUAUAUCGAUUUUGCUAGACGAUUUGUUAGACCUGAACGCGAGCUAAGAAGGCUAACAGCAAAUCAUUUGCGCAGAAUGUUUCCAGCGGAAAGCCUCUAUAGCAACAAUACCAGCAAUCUGCCUGCUGUAUCUAACUUAAGCUUGCGCACAAAAAAAGCCAUCGAAGCUGCAGAUUUACCUUUAUUGGAUGUCGGUUUAGAUAGUAAUAGAUCAAUGCCUGGUGUUUCAGAAGUUGUCUUAAGCGAGCAAAUUACUGUGGAUGACUAUAACAUGACCUUGAAGGAGCAACCAAGUCUAGGCGAAUCUCCUACAGAAUCUUAUCCUUGGUAUGAUGAAUUAAAAAGAUUUGAUCAAAUGUUUUUGCAAGACAAAAAAGAAGACCGUCAAGAGAUUCUCAGCUUAAGCAUCGCAAGUAGCUAUUCUUAUCGUCGUCGUCGUCAACAUCACAGUCAUAAUCAAGGCCAAAGGAAUACUGGUACAAAUAUAUACAACAUGACUCACAAUGAUUCUUCAACUAGCAAUCUGCUUUCUUUAUCACCAGGAAAAAGUGGUAUUCAGUUUCAGUCAAAGCAGGAACAAGAAGACCCUCAUGACCUUGAUCCGAGCGUGGCUAGACGACUAUCACUCGAAUUGAUGAAGGAUGCACCUAAAAAGAAAAAAGAGCAAGAACAGACAGAAGAAAAAAAGCAAGAGAAAAAGAUCCAAAAAAAUCCACAAGAAUCUAACAAGGCAAAACUUGUUGAUGUGCCUGAGAAAACACCCUCAACACCUAUCCCUAUAUCAACAAAAUCAAGCGAAUCUGUGAAUGUAAACCAAUCUAAGCUUGUUCGGCAUACUGCUGCUCUUCCUCUUCUCUCUUCAACAACUUAUAAGAGAUUAGCAGGUUUGCUGCCAGAACCCAUGGUACACAAGUCAAGGAGCUCUCCUUCGCCAGGCAACUAUCUUCCUAGCCAACAACAGCGAGCAAUACCUUAUCAAAAACUGAUAGAUAAUAAGGCUUAUAAUCGUAAAUCUCAACUCAAUGAAUCCUCUGUAGUUGAGAAAUCAUCAAAUCAGACACCUCCUACCAAACCAAACUUCUACCGUGGAUCACCUUAUACUACUAAAAUUCAAGACAGAUCACCCAUUGCGUAUCGAUAUGGAUUUAUGGGAGGUCUUAAUAGUACAACACCAGUUGAGCGUCGAUUAGGUGCUACAAGUAUUACACACCCCAUCAGUACAGCCAUGGCAGCUGCAGCUCAAUCUACCACUAGUAAACCAUCUUUGAAUGCAAUUCAGGAUUUCCCUAUUGCUCGACCACGCUCGCGCACAAUGGCUAUUGUUGGCGCAACUGGGCCUUCUUCUAUUGGACAACAGGCAGCAGCCAAACCUCGUGUUGGCGGACGAAUCUCAUUACCUAACAACUUAUUCGGUUUUUCUACUAAUGUAUCCGAUAAUAGCAAGUCUACCACUCAAAAGAAUUCACUCUUACCAGUACCCAUCUCACACCGUUAUCAGCACACACGUCAACUCUCUGAAGGAAAGAUUCCUACUCGUAUUCGACAACGAUUGCCUAGUAAAGCUUCGCUAGAACCUUAUACAAAAAUCAAGGAAUUGACAAACGAUGAUGAAUCUUGUUUUUCUUCUUCUUCAGAUGAUGAAGAAGUGGAUAUUGAGGACUUGUCCAAAAAAGCACAUGAUUCUGAUGGGCCCUCGUCCGAUGAGGAGGAAGACAAUGAUCAAAGGCUAUUGCCCUUCCAGCACAAGACAUUUUCGCUUAUUUCUACUGAUGAAUAUGAUGAGUCUCUUGGUCGUGAGGUUGUACCAAAUAUAUUGGAAUUACAACAAUUUCAUCAAGAGCAUCAAUUGCAAAUGUCAAAAAAUACAUUACCAUUUCUUAGUGUUGAAUCAGGCAUGGUUGUAGAUAAGAAGAACCAAGGUCCAGAGCAUCAUCCAUUGUCUACAAAGGCUAGUAGUGUAGUCAUGAUGGAAGCAGAUGCGUUGUUGAGAUCAGCAAACUCUUCUAUUAUUGGCCUAGAUAAUGGAUCAAGCUCAUCUAGUCUAGAUUGGUCUACAAAUAGUAGCGGAAGAAAUUCAAUCAUGAAAGCAAUUACAUAUGUUCUUGCAGAAAAAAGUAUCAAUAAUUUGUCCCCAUUAGAGUAUCCAUUCUCUCCUAAUGAACACAUCUUUGCCGACUCCAAUAUUCUAGUAAGAGAAGACGAGCCUAGCAGUAUCAUAUCAUACAUGCUUGGUAGCACUUUUUAUAACGAGAAACUACAACGGAAACAAGAACUUCGUAUGUCAAAAGCAUCCAACUUGUUCAGUAACGAGUCCAAAGAAAGGCCAACAGAAUUUCCCUCCAAUGAGACUAAGUCAUUUUUCUCUGAGAUGUUUCCUGAAACAGAUGAAGCUGAAAGACCAUGGCGGUUUUCUUUCCAAGGAGGAUCUACUAGUUUCACUUGUAAGAUUUAUUUUGCGGAGCAGUUUGACAUGCUACGAAAGAGCUGCGGUUGCGAUGAAAUCUUCAUCUCAUCUUUGGCAAGAUGUAAUACAUAUGAUGCUUCUGGAGGAAAGUCAGGGUCUAUCUUUUUGAAGACUAAAGGUAAGUAGACAUACAAUUUACUUUAAUCUCAUUCAGCGAUAGACGAACGAUUUUUGAUCAAACAAAUUUCCAAGUAUGAAAUGGAUGCAUUUUUAGGAUCUGCAAACAAGUACUUUUUGUAUAUGUUUAACGAAGUGUUU